Prunus avium (sweet cherry) is the source of this 2644-nucleotide messenger RNA. Its product is annotated as Protein kinase superfamily protein. Gene Ontology annotation, molecular function: ATP binding; protein kinase activity. Lineage: Eukaryota; Viridiplantae; Streptophyta; Magnoliopsida; Rosales; Rosaceae. The record is from RefSeq and is a predicted model, not a curated record. Gene Ontology annotation, biological process: protein phosphorylation.
AUCGGAUACGUAAGCGGAAAUUAGGUAAAUUCCUUGGUUGGCACGAAGGCUUGGUUUUCUCUCAUCGCACAGAUCAGAAUUCGGUGGGUUUUAGGCAAAGUCGGUUUUACAUAACAGAAACUCUGGAUUCCACCUCUUCCCGUCCUUGGCGACGGUGGUUAUGCCGCUUGGCUUUCAGGUUGUGCCGGGCUUGGAUCUAAAGAGCUUUGAUAUAUUUCUGAAGACAUGGAGCAGAUGCGCUUCUGGUCAAAUUGCCACCAGUACCGGGUCUUUUCUUUCCAGGAAGUGCUUGACUGGAGAUUUCUUGUCCUUGGAGAUUUUCUUCUGGUUUCCUUUGUUAAUUGCACUUAGUGGUCAGUUUCUCUUAAAUGAUCAAUACGGGAGACGUGAUGCUAGUUACUUCUGAGUCAGGUGUUGGAUCUUUAGUGCAUAGCGCAUUGCUGAUACAACAUCGAGUUGAAAUUUCCGUGAAAACUUCUUCAGGGGGCUAAAGUCUAGCAAUCUGUGACUGAAGAUCUCUACAUAGUUAAUAUUAGAUAAUCAGUUACGUCAACCCAAACCAGUGCAGACUGUUUAUUUCAUAGUUAUUAUUUCAACGUUGCUCCUGAUGGUUUCUAUGAAAAGUGGCAAGAUAUUGGUUAACUAAAGAUUCCACACUGAUUUCUACUUAGUUUAGAUGAGAUAGAAGUUUUUGUUUAUUGAGCCUUGGGUGACACUAUCUUGAGCUUGGAGUCUUUCUUCUGCGGGAUAAAUCAUUCUGGUUGGUUUUUCAAUUGGUGUCGAUAUGUCCUGUGAUGCUUGCCCUUUUUUGCCAUCUAUGUCAUGCUCUAGUCCGCAAGCUGUGGAGUUAGUAAUGAAUAAGGCUGUGCAGCCCAUCCAUCAUAAGAAUUCUGGUUUUGUGCUUGUGCGUGUUGCCUCACAAAAUUAAUGGUUUGAUUCUGCUGGACGAGCAAGGCAGUUGUUUAUAUCCUACAGUGUAUUUUAAGGAUCAUCUUCUGAAGAUAAAUUCCCAUUUAUCUUUUACGAGUCUUUAUGCUUUCACUGAAUAAAGAAAGAGCUGCUUUGUGUUCCACAGGAAGAAUGGAGAGGUACAAGUUAAUAAAGGAAGUUGGAGAUGGCACAUUUGGGAGUGUCUGGCGUGCUAUUAAUAAGCAGACUGGUGAAGUUGUUGCAAUUAAAAAAAUGAAGAAAAGAUAUUAUUCAUGGGAGGAGUGUGUAAGUCUACGAGAGGUUAAGUCAUUGCGUAGAAUGAAUCAUCUGAAUAUUGUGAAGCUCAAGGAAGUCAUCAGAGAAAGUGACAUCUUGUACUUUGUGUUUGAAUACAUGGAGUACAACUUGUACCAACUUAUAAAAGAUAAGGAAAAGCUUUUCCCUGAAGCUGACAUCAGAAAUUGGUGUUUUCAAGUUUUUCAAGGCCUUGCUUACAUGCACCAGCGUGGAUAUUUCCAUCGUGACCUUAAGCCAGAGAACUUGUUGGUUACCAAAGAUGUCAUCAAAAUUGCUGAUUUUGGUCUUGCUCGGGAAAUCGAUUCGCAACCUCCAUAUACGGAAUACGUGUCAACACGGUGGUAUCGAGCACCUGAAGUCCUGCUCCAGUCAUACCUGUAUAGCUCAAAAGUCGAUAUGUGGGCAAUGGGUGCUAUCAUGGCUGAGUUGUUUACUCUCCGCCCUCUAUUUCCAGGUGUUAGCGAAGCAGAUGAGAUAUACAAAAUAUGCAGUGUGAUUGGUAGCCCAACCAAGGAUUCAUGGGCUGAUGGGCUUCAUCUUGCAAGGGAUAUCAACUACCAAUUUCCUCAGUUCGCGGGUGUUCAUCUUUCUACGCUGAUUCCAUCAGCAAGUGAUAGUGCAAUCAGCCUUAUGACAUCACUUUGUUCUUGGGACCCGUCCAAGAGGCCAACAGCUGCAGAGGCCCUCCAGCAUCCUUUCUUCCAGAGUUGCUAUUAUGUUCCGCCAUCCCUCCGCUCCAGAUCAACUGUUGCUAGGACACCUCCAUUUGCUGGAGCAAGGGGAGCAUCGGAGCAGCAAUGUGCUAGAAAAUUAUCUGGGACUUUAUCUAAUUCAAAGACUUCUAGCAACUUUCCCUCCCCAAAGCUGCAUGCUUCUAUGGGCACAGGUGUGCAGCGAAAACUGGAUAUGGUUAAUCAGGAUGCGAAAAAGAAUGAUAAAUACUUGAAGAGCUCUGCUAAGCAACAAAAAUAUCGACCCCCUGGUAAAAGCAGUCCUACGUCUGUGAACAAGGGAAGGAUUUCACGUGGAGUUUCAGAUACAUCUGAGAAGCUGGCAAACAUGACAAUUGGUUAUCGCAAGCAGACUGUGGGGCAGCAGAUGCGCCCCCCUCCCAUGAAGGCUGGAGUCCAGUGGAUUGGCGAAUCCGGAAACUUGUAUCUCAGGCCUGUUCAAGAGAUUCAACCUGGCAGAACCUAUUCGAGGAAAAUUGCGGGUUGAUUGAAGAGCGACUUCUUUAAGAGGUCGUCAUAUAUAUAAUCUUUCAUUUGUGUGAUAUCAUCACUUGCAGCAGUUGUGGAUUUCUCUGUCUUUCUUAGUUCUGAACCUAUGUACUUUCCCCUGUGGCAUUUGGUUUGCUUAUUGGUGUGUCAAUAUGACCUAAUGGCAUCUUCUGCCUGGUCUAUUAUUAAUGUUAUCC